CACAAUAAAAAAGCACAUAUAAAAAGACUGAGCUACACACACACACACACACACACACACACACACACACACACACACACACACACACACACACACACACACACACACACACACCAAAAUAACAAAAUGACCAGCAUGAUACCGUGGGGGAGAAGAUUAAGGUGGAGUGUGUCACUGGAGGAAGAGAAGAGAAGAAGGAGAGACAGAGACAGAAGAGGCAGCACCAUCACCACCACCACUACCGCCACAACCACCACCACCACCAUCGCCACCACCACCAAUGAACCGCAAACAACAGAAGUAACGAAGGAGAGGGAAGAGAGAAGAUCGCCCCUUACCUGUCCACCUCGCCGCAUGUCACCUGUCUUCAUCCUCCUCGUGAUUAACAGCAUCUUCCUCCUGCCCGUAGCACCUGGUUGUCCCUCAGCUAAGGGACUGAAGGGCUGUCCUUUGGAACCUCUUCUGCCCUUCUACCUUCCCCCUGUCACCCCCUACCUACCCCCAGUGUUUCCCCCAGUCACCAUCAAGACCAAGAGCUGUUCAGUAGGUUCAGGACCCAGGAUAAGGUGGAGGGCAGACGGAAGAUGUGGGGUUAACUUCCCUCUCGAUGGUUGGCCUCAGCCGUCCGAGUGUGACCCGCAGAGCGACCGUCCCUGCUGCAGUGACUAUGGGUACUGCGGCAACUCCCUGUCCCACUGCGGCUGCCCAGACUGCAUCGACUACAGAAACGUGAUACGGGAGGCGGAGUGCUACUAUUCCCUAGAGGGCGAGAGUGGCUACCUGGAGUCUCCGAACUUCCCUCUGGAGUACCCGCUGGGGAGGGAGUGCUGUUACGAUAUCCAGCGUCCCUCCCUAAGGCACUGCGGCGUGAAACUGACGGUGGAGGAACUGGACGUAGGCCGCGGCGAGGAGGACGGCUACUGUCGGAGGGACUGGCUUACCCUGCCGUCCUGUGUGCCGGAGCGAGGCGCCAGGAUCUGCGGCAGCAACGCCACGGGACAAGUUUACCAGUACCUGUUCCAGCCUGGAUCCUCGGCCCUGCGUCUGGUGUUCCACGCGGGGCAGGAGGCCGAGGGGCGUACUGGCUUCAAGGUCAAGUAUGACUUGCUCACCACCUGCCCAGGGCCAUACCAAACUCAGAACCUGCCCAUCUCCUUCAUCCCGGGGACGACUGGCGCGCCCUGUUAUACCCGUAUCGUGGACACCAGAGGCACCAUCAACACGCCUUACCAUCCCAAGCCUUACCCCGAAAACCUGGACUGUGUUUAUGAGUUUGUGAGGAGGUCGCAGGACGUGUGUGGGAUCAGGAUGCAGACGGUGACCUUCGAGAUGGAGCAGCCGCUACUGACGGUGUUUGGAGGUGCCUGCACUGACUUCCUUCAUCUGCCUUCCUGCGGCUUCCUCUGCGGCAAGGUCAACUUCACCUGGACGGCCGCCUUUCAGCCCAACGCCAAGAGUCUCAAGUUCCAUUUCCACUCAGACGAGGCCACAGGUCAUACCGGCUUCCUGAUUGGCUUUGAGCAGGUGACCCAGUGCUGAGCUACCUGACCUUCCCCUCACCCCGCCACAGGUUACGAUGGCCUCACGUCACCUUUAUUCGCUAUUGGUGCUGGCCUGGCCCGGGGGUCACUCAGGUCAGGUCACGUUCUCUUCAGUUGAGUGGAGCGUGUUAUUGUUCUUCUCGAGUCACCCAUCAGUCAUCGCCACUGUAAAUAAUGAUAUUGUUACCGAGGGUUUGAGAGAAAACGGAGGUGCAUAUCAAGUGUCAGAGAAAACGUACCGAUGCGUCUGUAGUGUAUGUUUGUAUGUAGAAUGGGGAGGUAAAGAGAGAGAGAGAGAGAGAGAGAGAGAGAGAGAGAGAGAGAGAGAGAGAGAGAGAGAGAGAGAGAGAGAGAGAGAGAGAGAGAAGGGGCAUUCGUUUUUCAUAUUCUCUCGCGUUAUGCUCAUGAAUAAACCCCGCUAGAAAGGAGACACGCUAUUGAGGAAAGACAAGAAAGAGUGAGGUGGAAGUGGCGUUACAUCAGCAGCUGCAUUUGUUUCACGUGACCCUUGAACACUUCUUCUAAGGAUCAUGAUGGACGCUAUGCCACAAUAUGUGAUGAAAAUUAUUCCUGCCUCUCCCUUCUCAGUCUCUAAGUUAAGGCAUCCCGUCGUGACUGAACUGAACUAAGGUCUUCAUUGUGAGAAAGACAUCAGUACUUCGUGUCGUAUUAAUGAUCAGUGAAGUGUAGAGUUUCACCUCCUCCAAAUCACACGUGACGAUGUAUCAUGAGUGUGUAUAGUGUUUAGGGUUUUAUAGUUGUACGUAUACCAUAACAACCACGACACCUCUUCUGUAUGUAUUCCUCUACCACCCUCUCUCGUCUCGUCAUGGUUGUCCGCACUGUGUAGUCACUCUCGGAUGGCGCCUCUUGACUGUUACUCCUUCGCCACUCUGUUCAUCGCUCGCUUUAUCGUCUUAACGGAGAACUUGGCGGGUACUUUUCUUCUGUUUUGCCCUCAGUUAGCCCCAAGAUGUGACGUGAGAAAGUCCAGUGAAUUUCAUGGCAACAAGUGGACUGGAGAUUGAUAGACAGACUCGUGAUGUGUGUUAAGAGUUUUGUAAUAACAAGAGGCUCGUAUUCUCAAACACUUCUGUGCUUCACUUCCACUUUUUCAAAAGUCUUUAUUUAAAUUUACACGAGUUUUUUCAUGUAUUAUUGGUUGUAGAGGCAGAAUUACAAGAUUUCUACAUUAGUAACUGGACAAAACACUCUUGAAAAUCCCGCUUAUCAUCUCUGUGGCCUUUGAAAAUGGUCGUGGUGACAGAACAAAGCGUUUCUGAAUACGGGCCCAACAAGAACUGAGAAUGUGGUAGAGAUAACUGUCUGAUACUGACUUUUUAACAUUCUGUGCAAUAUAACACAUUUUCCUAGAGUUAAAGAAAUCACCUGCUCCUGUAUGUCAAGCAGUCUUAAAGUGCCUCAAC
Molecule: messenger RNA, 2968 nt
Organism: Portunus trituberculatus (swimming crab)
Lineage: Eukaryota; Metazoa; Arthropoda; Malacostraca; Decapoda; Portunidae
Product: neuropilin-2-like
Exons: 9
Coding region: 127-1539 (470 amino acids)
Molecular function (GO): chitin binding; serine-type endopeptidase activity
Source: RefSeq, a predicted model, not a curated record